Molecule: messenger RNA, 940 nt
Organism: Myotis lucifugus (little brown bat)
Lineage: Eukaryota; Metazoa; Chordata; Mammalia; Chiroptera; Vespertilionidae
Product: serine/threonine-protein phosphatase 2A 55 kDa regulatory subunit B gamma isoform-like
Exons: 4
Coding region: 1-846 (281 amino acids)
Biological process (GO): peptidyl-serine dephosphorylation
Cellular component (GO): protein phosphatase type 2A complex; cytosol
Molecular function (GO): protein phosphatase regulator activity; protein binding
Source: RefSeq, a predicted model, not a curated record
AUGACCAGUCAGAAUUCAGAGGUCGGAGAGGCUGAAGGUGACCCGCGGGGGGACGUGGUCCAGCGCCCGGAGGUUGUCCGGACCGCUCACUGUGCUGGCGGCAGCAUCACCACUAGGUGGCGGCAGAGUGCAGCAAGCCGUGCCGCUCGCUCAGAAUCCGCCUCCACCCGUCCUUCCAGCUCCGAGACCUCCGGCUGGGUGUUCAGCCACCUGUGCCUCCUCUUCGAGGAACCCGAGGACCCCAGCAACCGCUCCUUCUUCUCAGAAAUCAUCUCCUCUGUGUCCGACGUGAAGUUCAGCCACAGCGGCCGGUACAUGCUCACCCGGGACUAUCUCACGGUCAAGGUCUGGGACCUGAACAUGGAGGCGAGGCCCAUCGAGACCUACCAGGGUGGUCCCACAAAGGCAGGGCCUCAGAAGCCACCAGGACAGGGGCCCGGGUCCUGGCGGGCUCUCAGCCGGCCUAAUGCCAGCACCUUCUUCUGGGAGGCCAGCUCCCGUCCGGGUGUGGUGGCCACGCCCUCCUCCAGCCUGGUCUCCGUGCAGAGCCCCAGCGUCAUCAUGACCGGGGCCUACAACAACUUCUUCCGCAUGUUCGACCGCAACACCAAGCGGGACGUGACCCUGGAGGCCUCGCGGGAGAGCAGCAAGCCCCGGGCCGUGCUCAAGCCGCGGCGCGUGUGCGUGGGCGGCAAGCGGCGGCGGGACGACAUCAGCGUGGACAGCCUGGACUUCACCCGGAAGAUCCUGCACACGGCCUGGCACCCCGCUGAGAACAUCAUCGCCAUCGCGGCCACCAACAACCUGUACAUCUUCCAGGACAAGGUGAACUCCGAGAUGCACUAGGUGUGCGGCCCGCCCGCCGGCCUUCCCAGGUCCCUGCACAGAGGUCCCCGCACGGCGGUCCCCACCCGCAGCCGCAGCACAGGCAGUGCAUUGU